CUUCCAUCAUCAUAUAAUCAUCUGUAGCCAGCACAUCAAUUCACAAAAUGGCUACCGAUAUGAAGGUCGAUUCAGAUCACAUCGAUGAAGGCCUUUACAGUCGUCAAUUAUACGUCUUAGGUCAUGAUGCUAUGAAACGUAUGGCUGUCAGUAAUGUUCUCGUGGUGGGAAUGAGAGGUUUGGGUGUGGAAAUUGCAAAGAAUAUUUGUUUAGCAGGUGUUAAAUCUGUCACAAUUUACGAUCCUGCUUCUGUCACAGUGGCAGAUCUUAGCACUCAAUUCUUCCUUCGACCUGAAGAUGUUGGCAGUUCAAAAACCCGUGCUCAAGUAACAGCUCCUCGAUUGGCCGAAUUGAACAGCUACGUUCCAGUUCGUGUAUUGGAAGAAGAAUUGACCAAAGAUGUUCUUGGACGAUUCCAAGUCGUCGUUUUGACAGAUGUCCCAUUGUCAAAACAAUUGCAAAUCAACGAUAUCACACAUGGAUCUUCUACACAUUUUAUCUCGGCAGACGUACGCGGUUUGUUCGGUAACGUCUUCACAGAUUUUGGUCCAAAAUUCUUGUGCAAUGAUCCAACGGGAGAACAGCCACUUUCUGGUAUGGUAGUGUCUAUCGAAAACGAUAAAGAAGGUAUGGUGACCACCUUGGAUGAAACAAGACAUGGAUUGGAAGAUGGGGAUUACGUCACAUUCUCAGAAGUCCAAGGUAUGGAACAAUUGAAUGGAUGCGAACCUCGUAAAGUGACUGUAAAGGGACCUUAUACAUUCACCAUCGGUGACACCUCCAGUCUCAGUGCAUACAAAAAAGGUGGUAUCUUUACACAAGUCAAGAUGCCAAAGAAUAUUGCCUUCAAAUCACUUCGCGAAAGUCUUAAGGAACCUGAGUUCCUCAUCUCGGACUUCGCCAAAUUUGAUCGUCCAGCCACUUUGCACGCCGCAUGGCAAGCCUUGUCAGAGUUUUGGCAAGCAAAGGGACAUCUGCCUCGACCGAGAAAUGGACAAGAUGCAGAAGAGAUAGUAAAUGCAACCAAGAAGAUCCUUCAAUCAACUGGAAGCGACUCAGAAAUUGAUGAGAAGCUCGUGAAAGAGUUGGCAUUCCAAGCAACGGGUGAUUUGUCCCCAAUGGUCGCAUUUAUUGGUGGUUUUACAGCCCAAGAAGCAUUGAAAGCAUGCAGUGGUAAAUUCCACCCUCUUGUACAACACUUGUAUGUUGAUUCACUGGAAUCACUUCCCACUAAAAUCGCCGAAUUACCCGAAUCAGAUUUCGCACCAGUUGGAAGCCGUUAUGAUGGACAAAUUGCCGUUUUCGGUAAGCAAUUCCAAGAAAAGGUUGCCAAUGCACGUCAAUUCCUUGUUGGUUCAGGUGCGAUUGGAUGUGAAAUGCUAAAGAAUUGGAGUAUGAUGGGUUUGGCAAGUGGACCAGAGGGUGCGAUUCAUGUUACAGAUAUGGAUCAAAUUGAAAAGUCAAAUUUGAAUAGACAAUUCUUGUUCAGACCUAAAGAUGUUGGUGCUUUCAAAGCAGACACUGCUUCCGCUGCAGUUGCUGAAAUGAAUCCUGAUCUCAAGAACAAGAUUAAGAGUUACCAGAAUCGAGUCGGACCUGAGACAGAGGAUAUCUAUGGAGACGAAUUCUUUGCUGCAUUGACAGGUGUGACAAAUGCUUUGGAUAACGUUGUUGCACGUCAAUACAUGGAUCGUCGUUGUGUCUACUACCAAAAGCCAUUGCUUGAAUCUGGUACUUUGGGAACCAAGGCGAACACACAGGUCGUUGUACCGUUUUUGACAGAAUCCUAUUCGUCGUCGCAAGAUCCACCAGAGAAAUCGAUCCCGGUGUGCACUUUGAAGAAUUUCCCAAACCAAAUCGAGCACACAAUCCAAUGGGCACGCGAACAAUUCGACGACUUCUUCGUCAAGCCUGCCGAAAAUGUGAACCAAUACCUCACACAACCCGAUUACAUCGAGUCAACACUUCAAAGCGGCAGUGGAGUACGGGAGCAAAUUGCGCAGAUCAAAGAAUUCUUAGUGGAUCAACGACCGAUUAGCUUUGAUGCUUGUAUUGCUUGGGCAAGACUAAAAUUCGAAGAGAAUUAUAACAACACCAUUCGUCAAUUGCUCUACUCGUUGCCAGAAGAUGCAGUCACUUCUAGCGGACAGCCUUUCUGGUCUGGCCCUAAACGUGCACCAAAGGCGAUCACCUUCAAUCCAGAUGAUCCGAUUCACAUGGAAUACGUGAUCUCUGCUGCCAAUUUGCGUGCAUUCACAUAUGGUUUGAAGGGACACGCCGAUCAAGAAGCAUUCCGCAAAGUUUUGAGCAACGUCAUUGUUCCUGACUUUGCACCAAAGAGCAAUGUCAAGAUUCAAGUCAAUGAGAAUGAGGCAGCUCAACCUUCGAACAAUGAAGCCGAAAGCGAUCCAACCGAAUUGGUCUCUAGCCUACCUUCUGCUUCAAGUUUGGCUGGAUUCCGUUUGGUACCAGCCGAUUUCGAAAAAGAUGAUGAUUCAAACUUCCACAUCGAUUACAUCACAGCUGCAUCCAAUUUGCGUGCAAUCAAUUACAGCAUUCAACCUGCCGAUCGUCACAAGACAAAGGGUAUUGCGGGUAAGAUUAUUCCUGCUAUUGCAACGACGACUGCAAUGGCAACUGGUUUGGUCUGUUUGGAAUUGUACAAACUUUUGGACAACAAAGAUGAUAUUGAGCAAUACAAGAAUUCAUUUGUGAAUAUUGCGCUACCAUUUAUGGCGUUCUCGGAACCAAUUGCAGCACAAAAGUUCAAAUAUCCAAGUCCAAAGGGUGAAGUUACAUGGACUUUAUGGGAUAGAUUUGAUAUCGAAGGUAAUCCAACACUUCAAGAAUUAUUAACGAUUUUCGAAAAAGAACAUGGAUUAGAAAUUACGAUGUUAUCAUCUGGUGUUUCGAUGCUUUUUUCUGGGUUUGGAUUAGCUGCCAAAAAACGAGAAGAAAGAUUAAAGAUGUCAAUUAGCCAAUUGGUAGAAACGGUAAGUAAGAAACCCGUUCCGGCUUAUGCAAAACAUGUCGUUUUAGAAGCUCUUUUCGAUUCGGUAGAAACGGAAGAAGAUGUUGAAGCUCCGUAUAUUCGUGUUGCCGUCAAGUGAUCCGUCAAUAUUCUUGUAACUAAAGAUGUACAUAAUUAGUAAAUUGAAUUAAUUUAUUCUUUUGGACAGUAU
Meira miltonrushii is the source of this 3182-nucleotide messenger RNA. Its product is annotated as ubiquitin-activating enzyme E1. Gene Ontology annotation, molecular function: SUMO activating enzyme activity. Gene Ontology annotation, cellular component: cytoplasm; SUMO activating enzyme complex. The coding region runs from base 48 to 3110 and encodes 1020 amino acids. Gene Ontology annotation, biological process: protein sumoylation. The record is from RefSeq and is a predicted model, not a curated record. Lineage: Eukaryota; Fungi; Basidiomycota; Exobasidiomycetes; Exobasidiales; Brachybasidiaceae. The transcript has a single exon.